Molecule: messenger RNA, 884 nt
Organism: Balaenoptera acutorostrata (minke whale)
Lineage: Eukaryota; Metazoa; Chordata; Mammalia; Artiodactyla; Balaenopteridae
Gene: VAMP5
Product: vesicle associated membrane protein 5
Exons: 3
Coding region: 297-647 (116 amino acids)
Biological process (GO): Golgi to plasma membrane protein transport
Cellular component (GO): plasma membrane
Source: RefSeq, a predicted model, not a curated record
CGAGCUGUAGACCAGGCACCAGGCUGAUUGGGCGGAGGCCCCACUUCACCAGGCUGGGCAGUCAUCCCGAGCCGGGCGCCGGCGGCCCGGAGAGAGGUGCCGAACCGGGAUCCCGGGAGCCAUCGCCGGCCGCUUCCGAUUUGACUGAUUUGACUUGGUUUCGGUCGCCGCUCCCAGAAGGCGCGCCCCCCGCCCCCGCCAGGCAGGCCCCGCCCCGCCCUCCGCUUCCUCCCAGCUCCCUGGCACUGCGGCCGCUCGGGCAGAGGAACCGGAGCGGGGAGGCAGCGGCGGCGGCGAUGGCAGGGAAAGAGUUGGAGCGGUGCCAGCGGCAGGCGGAUGAGGUGACAGAAAUCAUGCUCAACAACUUCGACAAGGUCCUGGAGCGCGACGGGAAGCUGGCGGAGCUGGAACAGCGUUCAGACCAACUCCUGGACAUGAGCUCUGCCUUCAGCAAGACAACCAAGACUCUGGCCCAGAAGAAGCGCUGGGAGAAUGUCCGUUGCCGGAUCUACUUGGGGCUGGUAGUAGGUGGUGGUCUGCUCAUCCUCCUGAUUGUGUUGCUGGCCAUGUUUCUCCCACAAAGCAGCAAGGGCAGCAGUGCCCCACAGGCCCAGGAUGCCGGCGCUGCCUCAGGGCCUGGGGAAUGACACAGCUGGGCCUGGAAAAGAGGCCGAAUAGCCACACUGGUCGGUUCUGGUCUUCAGAGAACCCUGGAGUUUGCUCCCUUCUGAGCCACCCCAGUGAGCGUGGAAGGGCAGCACCAAUUUGUGCACCUUUGUUACUUCCUAUCACACCAGAGACUGGCCCUUGAGGGCAACCUGCUGCGCUGGCCAUGCCAGGGCAGCCCCACCUGGAGCUUAGUAAAAGCUGCUGUUGGGUUAAAA